CAAUACUCCAUGUCAGCUUCCCGAUCCGCCAUCACCAUGUCGAAGAGAUCUCGAUCAGCCAUGUCGUCGAAGGCCACCGGAGAGGACGACGCGGACGACAGCUCGUCGCCGGAGGUCGAGGCGAGCUCGCUCAUCACCCUCAGGGUGAAGGACAGCGAAGGCGUCAGGAUCACCCGCACGAUGCGCACGACGGACGCGCUGGACGACCUGAUGGACUUCUACCUCGGCAUGGUGCCGGCCGACAUGGACGCCGCCGAGGGUGUCUUCAUGCACUACGGCCGUCGUGUGACCGGCGACCGUACGCCGGCGGACUACGACAUGGAGGACGGCGACGAGGUCAGCUUCUUCCCCGACGGAACCUGGACCACGCCCGUCACCCUCACCGUGACGGACAACAAUGGCCGCCGGGUCACGCAUACCAUGCGUAGGUUGCACAUCCUGGACAUCCUGUUCGAUCUCUACUUCGCCAUGCUGCCGUCGACCGCGCCCAGGGAGGGUGCUUUCAUCUACCAUUGCAGGGAGCUCAGCCCUAAGCAGACGCCGGAGGAAUGCAACAUGAAGGACGGCGACGAGAUCGCCUUCUCUCCGUUCAGCAAGCCGAGUGCCUUCGUCACCCUUACGAUCAGGGGCAACAACAACAAUGGCGGCGGCAGCGUCGUCGUCACCCGCACCAUGCUCAGGACCCAAGAACGACUGCAGGACUUGAUCGAUCUCUACUUCGCCAUGGUGCCCACUGACGAUGAGCGCGGCGAAUUCGACGUCACGUACUGUGGCAGGAAGGUCGACAUCGAGAAGACGCCGGCGGAUUACGGGAUGGAGGACGGCGACCAGCUCCGCCUUGCUCCGGCGACCGAACGGAGCAGGUUCGUGACGAUCAAUCUGGUGACCAUGGUGGGAGUCAAGCGCGCAUACACCCUGCGAAGGACAGACGAGCUGCAGGGUCUGAUGGAUUUAUGCUUAAGCAGGGAGCCUGCAAGCAUGUACCAAAAUGGUUGUAUUUUCCUUUACAACGGCCUGUGUUCAAGGCUCGGAAACUCCGGAUGAUCUCGAGCUGAAGGAUGGUGAUACGAUCGACGUUUUAGCUCAUCUGGUCGGAUAAUCUCAAGCGGGAGGGUUGGGGAUACCAUCCACGUUUUAGCUAAUCUGGUCGGAUAAUCUCAAGCUGGAGGGUUCGUCGUUUGGUUCUAUGGGACAUGCUGUCACUUUUUUAUGGGCUGGGGGCCUGGGGCUAGUUACUUUUAUUGCCGAGUGUAAUACAAUUAUUUCCUGGAUUAGGUAAGGGUCGGUGGUUAUCUGGUUUGCAAUGUUCUAUUGCUGUUUCGGUUUUGCACCAUUUAUAUA
Oryza sativa Japonica Group (Japanese rice) is the source of this 1341-nucleotide messenger RNA. RefSeq lists its product as uncharacterized. Gene Ontology annotation, biological process: protein sumoylation. Gene Ontology annotation, molecular function: protein tag activity; ubiquitin-like protein ligase binding. Gene Ontology annotation, cellular component: nucleus. The record is from RefSeq and is a predicted model, not a curated record. Lineage: Eukaryota; Viridiplantae; Streptophyta; Magnoliopsida; Poales; Poaceae.